Messenger RNA from Aspergillus melleus, 1380 nucleotides. Its product is annotated as CeGAL family transcription factor. Gene Ontology annotation, biological process: DNA-templated transcription. NCBI's taxonomy places the organism in Eukaryota, Fungi, Ascomycota, Eurotiomycetes, Eurotiales, Aspergillaceae. Bases 1 to 1380 code for a protein of 459 amino acids. The record is from RefSeq and is a predicted model, not a curated record. The transcript has a single exon. Gene Ontology annotation, molecular function: DNA binding; zinc ion binding.
AUGUCCUAUCGGAGUCUCAGGGCCUGGUUCCUCUGCGGCAGUGCACUUCGCCGAGCGUUUGCCCUUGGGCUACAUCUACGCAAUGUGAGAGGUUGCACCCUUGACUCUCGGGAAAUCAGAUAUCGGGUUUGGUGGUCUCUAUAUACCCUCGAACAUCGCCUAUGCGUGAUGACCGGCCGCCUUUCAACUGUUCCAGAUAACGUACUGACAACACCGCUUCUUCUCCCUUUUGACGAAGGUGACUUCUCCAAGGAGGAAGUCCAACGUCUACUUGCUCGUUCCGCACCAAGCCCGAAUCAGCUUGCACCAGUGGCAGGGGUCUCCAAAAGUUCCACUUCUGGCGCAAUUAAACAAGAUGCUGCCUCAGAUGGCAGCCACGCUUCUCCAUCCUGUUCUCUGUAUUUCACCCAGCUGGUAAAGCUAACUUUCAUCGCUAAGAAGAUGUCCAACAAGCUCUACAAUCCAGAGUCAGUGCCGUCACUAUGGUCAGGUAUCAAGUAUGCAAUGCAUGACCUAAUACGGGAGCUUGAAGCCUGGCUCAUGAAUCUACCCAAGCCUUACGACUUCUCGUCACCAACAAAUACUUCCUCUCUGGGGACCGAAAGGAUGACACUUGCUCUUUUGUUCUAUAGUACCAAACUUGCGAUCACACGGCCUUGUCUUGGCCCUUCCGAUCCCGAACAAGAAGGACAAAAUGAUCGUGACUUCUGCAAGAAAAUGGCGGUCGAUUGCGUGGAGUCGGCCUGCCAUGUGAUACGACUCCUUCCAGAACCUCCAGAUACGGACGCACUAUACAGUUUGUUUCCAUGGUGGAGCAUCAUACACUUCUUAAUGCAGGCAACGUCGGUGCUUUUCAUUGAAGCUAGUUUGAACUAUGAGCACAUUCCUCAAAAGAUGCCAAUGGUUUCAAGGGCUAUCAAGAAAUCGCUGGAGUGGAUGUCCGUCAUGUCGAAAACAAGCGCUACCGCAUCCAGAGCUCGAAAGGUUUGCGAACAUUUCUUGGAACGACUGGACAUCGUGCUCGAAUCUGAAGAUGCCAACCACUCCAAAGGGGAGUCGGACUCAGAUUAUUCUUCUCCGAUUGAAGAAAGCGUUUGCAAUCCACCGCGGAAAAAGGUGAAAUUCCAGGACCCAGUCGCCGAGGAAGAACCCCCGUUAAUGCUACACACCUAUCAGCAAAGUUUCUCGGCGUCAGCGCAUACAAUUGGGGCAUCCGGAACAACCGCUGCGCCAGAAAGUCACAAACCUGCAGUUUAUGCCUAUGCCGACGAGCUUCUUCCUUAUGACCAAAACACAGGGGUUUACACCGAUAGCUUUUUUCCGCCGGUCGACCCAACCCUGGAAUCUAGUUUGAACUAUCCCCCGGAUCCCAUGAUCUAA